Molecule: messenger RNA, 590 nt
Organism: Lecanosticta acicola
Lineage: Eukaryota; Fungi; Ascomycota; Dothideomycetes; Mycosphaerellales; Mycosphaerellaceae
Source: the annotation of a GenBank genome assembly
AUGUCUGCUACACAGAUCAAGACUCCCCCGCCUGCUCAAGCGCAGGCUCAGGCGCAAGCUCCUAAUAAGACUCCAACGCCCAAGGCGGUCCCCCGGAAGCCAGCAGCCGUGCCAGCGGCCAAAAAGUCGGCCGAAUCGUUGACAGGAGACAGCGCCGCCGCAACCGCCAUUGAAGAUACUGUCAAAGCUAUAGAGAAGCUUGAAGCCAAACUGACGGCCAUGUAUGCCUGACACCUCAACAACUUCUGCCUGGUAAUGAUGAUGAUGCUGACGAACCCCCACCAGCAACACCAACAGCGUCGCCCGAGUAGCAAACAGCCACAUCACCAGCGCCGAUGAAGCCUUGACACCCAUGGUCUCCCUGAAGACAAGCAAGCCACUUGACAAGUUUCCCGACACGCCCAAAGACAUCGCCAAGCUCACGUGUAAGGAAGGCACCCAGACAUACCCGAUUCCCCACUUGCUAAUUGAUAUCAGUGGUCCAAAUCAACGACCUGCUCACCCACCUCGACACCGGGAAGACGGGCAGCGAGGUAGCGAGGCGAGAGCGACUACGCACGCAAAUGGGCUUGAAAGCCAGUCCCGCCUGA